AGUUAGUCUGGGGUAUAAAUAUGCAAGAUACGAAAGUUACGGAACUGAAACUUGGGCCAAAGAUGCAAGGUGGGGAUUCUGUGGCUUUUCCACCAGAUCCAUUGGUUCAAGUUGUUAAAUCCAAGGAGGUUCUUCAAAGGUCUGAACUGCAGAGUGUGAAACCUGAGGAACUGAUUUCAGAGCCACAAAUGCAAGAUAUGAAACUUGUGACUCCAUUAAUUGAGCUGCAAAAUUUAAAAUCCAUAAAGGAUACUCCAGAUUCAGAGGUGCAAUGUGACAAAUCUGUGAAGUUGGCCCCAAGGCUUAAGAGGCAGGAGGCAAAAUCUGAGAAUGUAACCAGAAGACAAGGGUUUCAAGAAGUAAAAUCUGUGGAUUUAGACCCAAAGCAACACUUUCAAGGGGUGAUACCAGUGAGUUUAACUCUUGAUCCUGGACAGGAUGGCCAGGUAUUUGUAAACUUGCCAGGAUGGAAACAUGUGAAUAUAGACCAACUGAAGAAAGGAUUCAAGUCAGACAGUACAAUGUCUUCAGAGUUCGUUCCAGAGCCCAAAUCAAAAGAUACACAAUCUACACAACUCAAUUCCAAAAUACAGUUGAAAACUAUGAAACCAUUUGAAUUGGCUCCAGGACCAGAUAUUCAAGAUAUAAGAGCUAAAGCAUUCAAAUAUGAACCACAGUUGCAAAGUAGGAAAUCUCCCAAGUUGACCCCAGGACCACAGCUUCAAGAUAUGAAAACUGUGAAGUUAAACAAAGAGUCACACAUCAGAAGUACGAGAACUAUUCAGUGGAUGUCAAGGGCUGAGUUCCAAGGAGUGAUGUCUGUAGGGCUAAAUGUUGGAUCAAAAUCUCAAGGUAUACAGUCGGGAGAUGUGAAGUCAUCUGAAUUGACUUUAGGACCUAAACUUCCAGGAGCAAAAUCUACAGAGUGCAAUCCUAAACCACAGUUAGAGUGUGUGAAAACCCCUGAAUCGCUCCCAGGACAGUGGCUACAAAACAGGAAAACUUUUGCAUCAACCUCAGAGCCACAGCUUGCAGGUGUGGAAACUGUGGAAUUAAACAAAGAGCCACAGCUUGGUAACAGGAAAUCUCUGCAGUGGAUACCAGGACCUGAGUUCCAAGGUGUGAAAUCUACAGCAUUAAAUGUGAAGACACAAUCUCAAUGUGUCAAACCUACAGGGUUGAAAUCUUUCAUACAGCUGGGAAGUGUGAAGUCAUCUGAAUUGACUCUAGGGUCAAAAAAUCAGACUAAAAAAAUCUAUGAGAUUUGACCUUGGGCCACAGGAACAGUGUGGAAAAAUCUCCAAGUUGUUCCGAGGGUCCAAGCUACAAAAAGCGAAAAAAUUUGGGUCAACCUCAGAGCCACAGCUUCAAGAAAGGAAGUCUGCAGAGAUCUACCCAGGGCCACAGCUUGGAAGUAUGAAGACUAUUGAGUGGAUACCAGGACCAGGGUUCCAAGUUAUAAAAUCCGUGCCACAAUCUCAAGGUGUCACAGCUGUAGAGUUGAAACCUUCAGAACAACUGAGAGAUGUGAAGACAUCUGAAUUGCCUCCAAGGUCAAAGUGCCAAUGUAUACAAUCUCUGGCACCACUCCAGGAAUAUCAGCUUCAUGGGUUCAAACCCAUUCCAGGGCCAAAACUUCAGUGUAUGAAUUCUACUGGGUGCAACCCUGGACCACAUUUACGAGGUGUGAAUUCUUCUGCAUGCACUCCAGGUCCAAAACCUCAGUGUGUAAAUUCUACUGGGUGCAACCCUGGGCCACAUUUGCAGGAUGUGAAACCUUCUGGAUUAACUGCAGCUUCAAAACUUCAAGAAUUGAAAUCUUGUAAGCUGAAUUCAAGUACAAAAAUUCAAAGCAAUACAUUUACAAUGGUCAACUCUGAACCACACUUGCAAGAUAUGAAAUCUUCUGAGUUAACUCCAGGGACAAAGUUUCAAGGGGUCCAAUUUUGGGAGAGCCAGCUUCAGUGGAAGCAGCAAGUUGUACAACCUGUAUUCACUUUAGGGUCUCCAUUAAAUGGUGUGAAAUCUGUUGCAGUUUUACCAGAUCGAAUACUUAAAGAUGUUAAGUGUGAGGAGAUGAGCAGCCAAUCAUUACUUUCUGGUGCAGACUCAGAAACUUCCCAUGGGAUAUUUCACAACAAGGAAGAUGAAUCACUUUCUGAUUCAGAGGCAGUGACUUUUGGGCCCCUACACUUCCAAAAACCAAGUUAUCAUUGUCAGGCCAAGAAUGACUCCUCAGAACAGUCCUGCCUACUAGAAGAUCUCAAGCAAAAAGUUGCAGUGAAACUCAUAAGAAGUCAAAUACCUCCUAAUGUGCCUUCACCUCUAGCAUCAGAUCUUGUCCUGAAAUAUCCCUUCUGCCUACAGUGUGGCCGAUGUUCAGGAUUUACUUGCAAUCAUAAAUUGCAGACUACUCCUGCAUCUUUUCUUCUUAUCUAUCCACAGCUCCAGCUUGUGAGCACUCCUGAAGGCCAUGGUAAGGUUCAGGUGCAUCUUGGCUUUAGGUUGCAAACUGGGAAAAGACCUCAAGUCUCAACAUAUCAAGGAAGAGACAGACACACCAUACCAAGAAGUCCUAUAUCACCAUAGAAAGCUAAAAUCUAUCCUCCAGCUUCCAAGAGUGUUGGUCCCACAAUAGAUUUCCAGUCUGGAUCUUCCCACACUCCUGUUCCUUCCCAAGUCCACAUCAGGAGGAAACAGUGGAGCUUUGAAUCAGUCAGCAAGACAGAAAUUGGAGUGUCUGAGUACCAUGAGUUCCCUAAAGUUCACUCCCUGUCAGAGAGUGAUUCUGCAAGCAAUCACAAGGAGAAACACGCUAAAGUGAGAACACAAGAGACCUCUGAUUCAAAAGAUCCAAUGAAAAGAAUCACAAAGGGAUUUAGAUCACAAAACACAAUAGAAAGUACACACAUAGAAAGGGUUCAGACAAACAACCACAAGGGCGCAUAUGGAACCCACCCUUCAUAAAUAACAGGGAUGUGUGUUUACAUUUUGUAAGGGCUGGUUUUACAUUAUGUAUCUGAUAACCCAGAGGUGCUAACCACGCAUUCUUUCUUGCUUCUGUAGAUAGGCUUACUGCAGGGCUAGGGAGGGCAGUGGAGGAAAGGGUUUUCUUUAUAAAAACUGACCAAAAGUUCAGUUUGGGGCCAGUCUCCUUGCAAGAGAUUUGGUCCUGGCUGGAAAUAAAGUUCUCUGCAGACUUAACAUCAUGUUGUGACUCGGGUGAUUAGCGCUGUCGGGGAUUUAGGCCCAACAUGAGGAACUGGAACACCUUCAGAAUUUGGAAGUGCUUU
Molecule: messenger RNA, 3293 nt
Organism: Heterocephalus glaber (naked mole-rat)
Lineage: Eukaryota; Metazoa; Chordata; Mammalia; Rodentia; Bathyergidae
Source: RefSeq, a predicted model, not a curated record